AUGUGCGAGCGCGCCUUUGCCAGGGCGUACAACCUGCACACCCACAUGGCCACCCACGACCCGGACCCGAACCGGUCCAAGCCCUUUCCCUGCCCGUACCCCUCGUGCAAGGCCGACGGCGGCCGGAGCUUCAGCCGCAAGCACGACCUGCAGCGCCAUGUGGCCAGCACGCACGAG
Molecule: messenger RNA, 177 nt
Organism: Acaromyces ingoldii
Lineage: Eukaryota; Fungi; Basidiomycota; Exobasidiomycetes; Exobasidiales; Cryptobasidiaceae
Exons: 1
Source: RefSeq, a predicted model, not a curated record